Messenger RNA from Nasonia vitripennis (jewel wasp), 3857 nucleotides. It is a transcript of the gene Mcm5, whose product is annotated as DNA replication licensing factor Mcm5. Gene Ontology annotation, biological process: DNA replication initiation; double-strand break repair via break-induced replication; DNA replication. Gene Ontology annotation, molecular function: single-stranded DNA helicase activity; ATP binding; DNA replication origin binding. The transcript has 9 exons. The coding region runs from base 117 to 2330 and encodes 737 amino acids. The record is from RefSeq and is a predicted model, not a curated record. Gene Ontology annotation, cellular component: nucleus; MCM complex. NCBI's taxonomy places the organism in Eukaryota, Metazoa, Arthropoda, Insecta, Hymenoptera, Pteromalidae.
CUCAUGCACUUGGUGAGUUUUGUUCUCCGGUCGAACAGCGUUUCCAGAGUCUGAUCAUUGUUUUGAUAAACUUUAUUGCUAAGUUGUUUUGUUGAAGACUUUUUUUAAAAUAAAAAAUGGAGGGUUUCGAUUACGGAUCUGUCUUUUAUUCGGACAAUUUCGGUGCCGAAGAACCACAAGACGGAAAGGCUCAGAAUUUUCAGGUGUACAAGAAGAAGUUCAAAGAGUUCAUUAGGAAAUUUCACGAAGGAAAAUUCAACUACAAAUACAGGGAUACCUUGAAACGAAACUAUAAUUUGAAAAAGUACUGGAUCGAAAUAAACUUGGAAGAUUUGGCAGCCUAUGAUGAAUCUCUGGCGGAGAGUAUUAGCAAGCGUCCUACUGAGUUUUUACCCAUUUUUGAAGAAGCAGCAAGAGAAGUCGCAGAUGAAAUUACAACUCCAAGACCAGUGGGAGAGGAAAAAAUGGAAGAUAUCCAAAUUCUUUUGUCUUCAGAUGAACAUUGCAUUCCAUUGAGAGGAAUGAGACCUGACACAGUUUCUAAGCUGAUAAAAAUUGCGGGUAUCGUAAUCUCUGCUUCUGGUGUCAGAGCAAAAGCUACGAAAAUUUCCAUCCAAUGUAGAUCAUGCAGGAAUGUGAUACCGAAUAUUCCAAUAAAACCAGGUUUAGAGGGCUAUCCAAUGCCGAGGCAGUGCACAACCGAACAGGCUGGUCGCCCUAAAUGUCCAUUAGAUCCUUUCUUCAUUAUGCCAGAUAAAUGUCAGUGUGUUGAUUUUCAAACUUUGAAAUUGCAAGAGCUUCAUGAUCAUGUACCACAAGGUGAAAUGCCUAGACAUGUCCAGCUAUAUGUUGAUAGGUAUUUGUGUGAUCGUGUUGUGCCAGGAAACAGAGUUUUAAUUCUUGGUAUACUAUGCAUCAAAAAAGUUGCAAAAGCAGGUGCUAGGCCUGGAAGCAAAGAUAAAGGCCUAGUUGGUAUUCGAGCCUCUUAUGUUCGUGUAGUUGGUAUUGCAGUAGACGGAGAAAAUUCUGGAAGUGGUAUCGUUACUACUCAACCAGCAGUUUCCAAUGAGGAUGAAGAUAUGUUCAAGCGCUUAGCAGCAGAUCCCAAUUUAUAUGAGAGAAUCACAAAAAGUGUGGCUCCUAGUAUCUAUGGAGCUACAGAUAUGAAAAAAGCUGUGGCAUGUUUGUUAUUUGGUGGAUCGAGAAAGAGAAUGCCUGAUGGUUUAUGCAGAAGGGGUGAUAUCAAUGUAUUGAUGCUUGGUGAUCCAGGUACAGCCAAGUCCCAGCUUUUAAAGUUUGUUGAAAACGUAGCUCCAGUUGGUGUGUAUACAUCAGGAAAAGGAAGUUCUGCUGCUGGUUUGACUGCCUCUGUAAUGAGAGAUCCAGCAACACGUAAUUUCGUAAUGGAGGGAGGUGCAAUGGUCUUGGCGGAUGGUGGUGUUGUUUGUAUUGAUGAAUUUGAUAAAAUGAGAGAAGACGAUCGUGUAGCCAUUCAUGAAGCUAUGGAGCAGCAGACCAUUUCUAUUGCCAAAGCUGGAAUCACUACUACACUCAACACGCGAUGCUCUAUUCUGGCAGCAGCUAAUUCUAUCUUCGGUAGAUGGGAUGACAUGAAAGGUGAAGAGAAUAUUGAUAUGAUGCCGACAAUCCUCUCACGUUUUGACAUGAUCUUCAUUGUGAAAGAUGAGCAUGAGCAAGAUCGUGAUAUUACUCUUGCAAAACACGUUUUGAGUCUUCACGCUAAUGCAGAGUACAACAAUGAUGAACAUGCGCCUGAAGGAGAGCUUUCCGUCUCACUUCUUAAAAAGUAUAUUCACUAUUGCAGAAUGACGUGUGGCCCACGUUUAACAGUGGAAGCUGCUGAAAAGUUAAAAAAUCGUUACGUGAUGAUGCGCUCCACUACACUGCAGCAUGAAAAAGAUGCUGAUAAGAGAAUUUCAAUUCCUAUUACCGUUCGUCAAUUGGAAGCCAUUAUUCGAAUUUCGGAAUCUCUGGCAAAAAUGAGACUGCUGCCUUUUGCUAAUGAAACUCAAGUCGAUGAGGCUCUUCGGCUUUUCCAAGUAUCAACAAUGAGUGCGGCCACAUCUGGUUCUCUCGAAGGUAUCGAAGGUUUUACAUCAAAUGAAGAUAUCGAGAUGUUAACUCGUAUAGAAAAACAGCUCAAACGACGAUUUGCUAUCGGCACUCAAGUUUCGGAAAAGAAUAUCGUCAGCGACUUUGUCAAACAGAAGUAUCCGGAACGGGCGAUCUACAAAGUUAUUUAUACAAUGCUCCGCAGAGGAGAGUUGCAACAUCGCUUGCAGCGAAAAAUGCUGUACCGAUUAUUUUAAAUGGUAUACAUACCGUCGACGUGCCUAAUCCAACGGCCGGUAUCUCAUGCCCUGAGGACAGCUUGAGCUUCUCCACGGCUUGAGCUCCCGGCAGGACCACCGCCAGAACCACCAGACAGACGAUUCCCAAAAACGCUCUCAUCUUUGCCAAUAGAUUCACCAACAGUCAAACAGCGAGACGACUUGUUCGCCCGGCCGCUCACGAGCGACUGUUUUUAAACGAGUCGAAGAAGGAAGAAGAGCUGAGGCUUCUUCUCUCGUUCGGCUCUGGAGAAUGACACGAAAUACUCUUACUCUCGCAGUUUAAUAUGCCCGGCGUCAAGUGCGCGGCGAAAAACGCAUAACUCUACCGUGUCCUUCCGUGACUGUACUCGUGUCUCUGUGUAUACGCACAUGAGAGGGUAAUUCAACGUUGAAUUUACAAUGCGUACAUGCCUACACCGAGAUUGUAUACAGUCGAUUGGUAAUCUCUGCACGAAACGAGUUUCAAUGCGUCUCUGAAAAAAGAAAACACACACUCUUGGUCGCUCUCGCAUCUAGGAGAGGUCGAUGACACUAUACUAUCUCCUAUUAUUAUUUUUUCGUUAUUUACGCUUGUUAUGCUUCUCUUGCAGAUACACCGCGCGUAAAAAAACUUUGCACAAGAUUUAGGAAAGGCAUGUACCUAUAUAAAAGCACGGAAUGUAUAAUGUGCGUAUGUGCUGUACAUAUGCACUACAGGCUUUCUCGUAAUAAUAAUUGCUUUUACCUUGGGCUCGUCGUCAUGGCUUCGACUGCGCGAGAAGAUGUACCAACUCGCCAAACCUGUCCUUUUCGCUUUCUUACUUACGAACAUAACUUUUAUAUUUCACUGAUUUCCCGCGCACGAUCGUUUAUUCUACGCGCGGACGAAAAUAUAUUUAUCCGAUGCUGUUGUGAGAGAUUUUUUUCGUGAUGUCUCGUACAAAUUGCUAUACGUAGUUUCGAAUUUGCAUUUAUUUCAAUUUACAAUUUUACAAGCGUACAGCUGUAAUUUCGUUUUGCGUUAUGUAAGAUUGGAAAUCGAAGAGUAGUUUUUCGCGUACGAAGAUAAUGCUUGUAACUUUGUAUGUAAUUUUUAGUAAAUAGCGUAUAUUAUUAUUGGCUUUGCAGACAUUUUUUCACGCUAAUAAAGUCACGGAGAGAAUUUGUUCGAUUGAGAAUCCGUAUUAGAGAUUCUGUGGUCCAUCGAUCUUUGUAAUGCGCGGCGAUGCCAAUCCUCUUUCCAUUUUCUUAUCUGCUACAGCAACUGCUAUACCUCUUGCGUGACUACGCGAAAGGAGAUGCAAAAGGCGCGAUAAUUUCGAUUCGUUUAUUACCCAUAUCUCUCUGUGGAUCUUCGUGUUAAAUGGUCGGCGAUGAUCUCAUGAGAACUAGAAAACCUGCGGAAUCGUAAAUCUGUGUGUAAUGUGUGGAGGAUACUCUGUUACUUAUUUAUCGACCGAACAUCAUCCGGUUAUCUGCGUUGAAUAAAUCAAGCCUACAGUUUUAUGGUGUACAGUAGUUAAA